AUGCGGGCGCACCAUUUGCUGCUGCUCCAAUUCCCAAUUCCGUGGGGCCUCUGCUGCCACCAGCGGCAACCUCUCGGCUUCCGGCUGUAUCACGAUGCAGUGGCCGCCACCGCCUCUGCUGCUGCUGCGACUGCCGCAAUCCUUGCGCAUUGGAGUCCCUUGCUGAUUGGUGGCGCGGCUGUAGCUUCUGCAGAUGCACCCUGCUCUGGAUCCACGACAGCGGUUGCUGCGGAUGCCACCGUCGCUGCAGCUGCAGGUGGCGAUGAGGGGGCGGCCCUUUCCAUGAUAGCGCACGAGCGCUUGCAAAAGCUAUCCACAGUGGGUAUAUGUCGCCUGGGCGAAACCCGAGAGGAACGUCUGCAGGCCGCCGUAAGGGAACAGCUGUGUGCCAUCUAUCGCAUGCAGCAUCAUCCCAUAUUUAAUUUAAUAGUGCGAGCCCAAACCCUCCCUCCCUAA
Molecule: messenger RNA, 456 nt
Organism: Volvox carteri f. nagariensis
Lineage: Eukaryota; Viridiplantae; Chlorophyta; Chlorophyceae; Chlamydomonadales; Volvocaceae
Exons: 5
Coding region: 1-456 (151 amino acids)
Source: RefSeq, a predicted model, not a curated record